Saccharomyces paradoxus is the source of this 711-nucleotide messenger RNA. Its product is annotated as haloacid dehalogenase superfamily protein. Lineage: Eukaryota; Fungi; Ascomycota; Saccharomycetes; Saccharomycetales; Saccharomycetaceae. The transcript has a single exon. The coding region runs from base 1 to 711 and encodes 236 amino acids. The record is from RefSeq and is a predicted model, not a curated record. Gene Ontology annotation, molecular function: phosphatase activity.
AUGACACAUCCUGUAGCAGUGAAGGCAUGUCUAUUUGAUAUGGAUGGUCUUCUCAUCAACACAGAGGAUAUCUAUACUGAAACUUUGAAUGAAACCCUGGCAGAGUUUGGUAAGGGCCCUUUAACUUGGGAUGUGAAGAUUCAAUUGCAAGGACUUCCAGGACCGGAAGCAGGAAAGAAGGUUAUCGAAUACUACGAAUUACCAAUAACUUUGGAUGAGUAUGACGAAAGAAACGUUGCCCUGCAAUCUCUCAAAUGGGGUACUUGCGAAUUUCUGCCUGGUGCAUUGGAUUUAUUGAAAUAUUUAAAGUCAAAGAAUCUUCCUAUUGCAUUAUGUACUUCUUCAAACAAGACUAAAUUUCGCGGUAAAACAAGCCAUUUAGGGGAGGGUUUUAAUCUUUUCGAUGCCAUUGUAACUGGUGAUGAUCCAAGAAUUCCAAAAGGAAGGGGUAAGCCUUUCCCGGACGUUUGGCAGCUGGGUUUAAAGGAAUUGAACGAAAAGUUUCAUACUGAUAUUAAACCUGAUGAGUGUAUAGUAUUCGAAGAUGGUAUUCCCGGUGUAAAGUCGGCUAAGGCCUUUGGUGCUCAUGUUAUUUGGGUUCCUCAUCCGGAGGCACAUGCUGUUUUGGGAGAUACAAAAGCUUUGCUAGCCGGUAAAGGUGAACUAUUGUCUUCCUUGGAGAAACUGGAGAAGGCCAAAUAUGGAUUGUGA